GCUCCAAUGCUUUUGAAAGUGAUAACGUAAGUCGAACUUAUUAUCCUGAACUAUAAAAUAAUUCAUUUAAUGUAUUUUAAUCCCAAAAGUAUACAUGUUCAUAUAAAACCUUACAAACCUAUGUUUUUUAACUUAAUUUUUUAAAAAAAUUAUAGAAUAUGUUUCGUUUUUCUGAAUCCCAUAUAGAUCAUGGACGGCAAUAAAGUUCUUCAUUUUUUUUUGGAUUGAGACGUGUAGAUAGGAUGCUUAAUUAAGUUCUUGAAGAGAGUUAUAGCUGGUGAUGGUGUUGCUUGCUUUGCUCUCAGCUCUUAUACUUCUCCAUUAUUUUCGAUGUUUGUUCUAACGUCAAACGAGAUGCAUUAUUUCAAGGAACUGGUCCUCCUAGCUGUUCCAUAAGCUUUAUUCUUUUAGUGGUUCGUCCGUUUUUGUUUAUAAAAAAGGGAAAGGAAAACAGAUAAAUAAAAAUAAAUAAAAAGGAAAACAAGUUAAUAAAAAUAAAUAAAAUUAGCAGGCAUUGUAAAAAUUGUAUCUAAAUGGUUGAACUCCCUACUCCAGAAAGAAAGAAAUUGAUCAUAUUCUGGACUAAGUUUGGUCGGCUUCGAUCCUUGUUCCAUGGUGAUAGGACGUAUUAGUAGACCUAUGGUUAGAAUCUCUCGAUAUCCUCCAUCCUCACAAUCAUGAUCAUGUGAUUACGAGGUGUCUACGAGGAGCAGAAAAAGAGAGUUAGCAAUCCAAACAAAUGGAGAUAAGAGGGUAACCAAACAGAUUGUGACAAACAAUCUGAGCUCUAACAAAGAGAUGAGCAACAUCAGCUAGAAUUUUUAUUCCCUACCUGAAAAAGGCAAUAAGGGCUACCAAUUAGAGUCAGAGAUGAAACCCACUUUUUUGUGGGUUUCUUCUCAGUUUUACAAGGUUGAUUGAGUCUCAGGAGUUUAUUGAGUCUUGUGAUUGUGGGGAUAUUACUUGGAUGGAUGCACCUAAGAGUGAGGCCAAGAUUACUUGUGUGGUUGAGAAAGUAUGAGGAGAAUUCUGGUCUUGUCUGAAUGAUAAGUAUGAGGAUUUGGGUAGAAUGUACAGCUUUGUUUCGCAGGGUUACUAAUGGUCUUGCUACUGUCAGAGACGUUAUGACUUCACAUCUAAGGGAAAUGGAGAAGCAAUUGGUUACUAAUGGAGUUUGUUCACCGUUUAUUGGACAAAAUCAUCAACACCGCGUUUGGGAAUGAUAAAACGUUUCAGAACGCGCUGAACUCUUCGUUUGAGUAUUUCAUCAACUUGAAUGCUCCUUCUCCUGAGUUCCUCUCCUUGUUCGUUGAUGACAAGCUACGGAAAAGACUUAAGGGUAUUGCAGAUGUGGAUGUGGAGGUCGUUCUUGAUAUAGUUAUGAUGCUGUUCGGUUACUUACAAGAGAAAGAUGUGUUUGAGAAGUACUACAAGCAGCGUUUGGCUAAAAGGCUUCUCUCUGGCAAAACCGUGUCAGAUGACGCAGAUAGAAGUUUGAUAGUGAAACUGAAGAUGGUGUGUGGCUAUCAGUUCACUUCGAAACUGGAAGGCAUGUUCACUGAUAUGAAGACUUCAAAGGACACAAUGCGAGGGUUUUACGGCAGUCACCGGGAGCUCUUAGAAGGACCAUCACUUAUUGUUGAGGUUCUUACAACCGGUCCAUGGCCCACACAGCCUUCAGCAGCUUGUAACCUCCCAGCUGAAGUUUCGGUUCUCUGUGAGAAGUUUCACUCUUGUUACCUUGGAACCCAUACCGGUAGAUGAUUAACCUGGCAAACUAACAUGGGCACAGCUGAUAUCAAAGCUAUCUUCGGAAAGGGUCAGAGACAUGAACUCAACGUGUCAACUUUCCAGAUGUGUGUCCUCGUGCUUUUCAAUAACUCUGAUCAACUCAGGUAAAAAGAGAUCGAACUAGGUACUGAAAUGCCAGCAUCAAAAUCUCAAACGUUGCUUGCAGUCGACCUCGAUGACAAACCUCUGCUUUGAGUGUGUUGAGGGGGUCUCAAAGGAAAAGAAUAAUGCAAAAGACAUGAAAGGGGAAACCAAGAGUUGCUUGAUGUGUUUGUUACCUGGAAAGAGGAGAGUAGAGAGGAUGGUGGAUAUUCAUCUGAUUAUAUGAGGUAUUUCAAUAUUUUCUAGAAUAACACUCUCUUUGUGAUCAUCACUUGUUACCAUCUGCUGAUUCACUCUAUAUUUGAAUUGGAGCUACUGCAAUCUUCUUGAUACAAAGGACACAAGAAGUUGGAGGAAAGUAAGUGUGAGGCUUGCAAAUCCACAGUUGUUGAUUCUAUGAAGAAGAAUCCAGAGAAAGGUGCUUUGUACAUUCCCUUAUCACUUGCAAUGCCCUGGUGUUUAUUGGUCAUGUGUUCUUUGCUAGGAGCUGAGAAAGUAAUACAGACCAAUCUCACUUUCUCAAAGAAGGCUGAUACAAAAGAGUUGCACGUGGAUUCAUAGCCAUACACAAUCUAGAAGACUCCUAUCCACUUCAAUUUCUUCUUGUUUUCACUUUUCAUCACAUGGAAACAAAAAUGUAAAACAAAAGUUCCAAGUUUUUGGACUGGGAAACAUAUAUAAACUAUUACAAUAAAAGUAAUA
Messenger RNA from Brassica napus (rape), 2595 nucleotides. RefSeq names its product cullin-3A-like. Bases 1168 to 1764 code for a protein of 198 amino acids. The transcript is spliced from 2 exons. Gene Ontology annotation, cellular component: cullin-RING ubiquitin ligase complex. Lineage: Eukaryota; Viridiplantae; Streptophyta; Magnoliopsida; Brassicales; Brassicaceae. Gene Ontology annotation, molecular function: ubiquitin protein ligase binding. The record is from RefSeq and is a predicted model, not a curated record. Gene Ontology annotation, biological process: ubiquitin-dependent protein catabolic process; protein ubiquitination.